Molecule: messenger RNA, 1084 nt
Organism: Sphaerodactylus townsendi
Lineage: Eukaryota; Metazoa; Chordata; Lepidosauria; Squamata; Sphaerodactylidae
Product: lysosomal acid glucosylceramidase-like
Exons: 5
Coding region: 239-1084 (281 amino acids)
Biological process (GO): glucosylceramide catabolic process
Molecular function (GO): glucosylceramidase activity
Source: RefSeq, a predicted model, not a curated record
AAUUGUACCUCUCUAUUCUGCGUUGGCUAGACCUCACCUGAAUAUUCUGUACAGUUCUGGGCACCGCAAUUCAUGGGGUCUCUUCCAACCCUAUGGUUCUAGGAUUCCAAGCAAAGUGGGGGAUUCACCAAAUGUUCUCUUCCUCUCACAGGGGCAAGGUCUGCCUGGUUUGGCCUAUCUUCUCCCUCCUUGGACUUUGGAACUCAGCACUGGCCCCGAGAGAGCCACGUGAGGGACAAUGUGGUCUCCGCAAGCCCGUGUGUUGGGUUGGUGGUUCCUCCUUCUCCAAGUGGCCCGUGGAGUGACAGGUGACUGCCCCUGCAACCCGAAGUAUUUUGGCCGCGAUUCUAUGGUGUGCGUGUGCAACAGCACGUACUGUGACUCCUACGACCCAGUCUCGUUCCCACCAGUCGGUUCCUACGUCAAGUAUGAAAGCAGCCAGAAUGGCAAUCGGCUGAACCGGAGCGAAGGGACGUUCACAGACCGAACGCACACUCCAGAUAUUGUCCUGUUUCUGGAGCCGAUGCAGCACUAUCAGAAAAUUAAGGGGUUUGGUGGCUCUGUCACUGAUGCGGCCUCCAUAAAUAUCCUCUCCCUAUCACCGGCUACUCAGAAAAAUCUGAUGAGUUCCUACUUCUCAGUGGAGGGGAUUGAGUAUAACAUGAUCCGGAUACCCAUGGCGAGCUGCGACUUUUCCGUACGGAUGUACACUUACGAUGACUGGCCAAAUGACUAUGAGCUGAAAAACUUCAGCUUGGUUGAAGAGGACACCAAAAUGAAAUCUGUCUCAGCCAGUUCAUACCACGCUGUUGAGAUCACCAUCGGACAGCCCAGCGCUGAGAAAAUUGCUGCUCCUUUCAUCCGUCCUGAAGUUGGAGACGGAAGCACUGACAGGUGGAGCCGGAGCCCAGCACGGUGCCAGGGUGCCCGGACAGCCCGCUCCCGCUCCCUCCAACAGGUUCGCCUGAGAGGUCGUGGGGGCUGCCGGCCAGAGCUUGAACCUGGCGCCCUGAAGGAGGGCCCAGCCGCUCACUUUCCCGCCUGGCAGAGGAGAGCUCUCAGCCAAGGCUGCAAUCAGCCAUGA